Aethina tumida (small hive beetle) is the source of this 829-nucleotide messenger RNA. RefSeq names its product pupal cuticle protein C1B-like. The record is from RefSeq and is a predicted model, not a curated record. The coding region runs from base 191 to 739 and encodes 182 amino acids. Lineage: Eukaryota; Metazoa; Arthropoda; Insecta; Coleoptera; Nitidulidae. The transcript has 3 exons.
UCUAUUUAAAUUCCUAGAAUAAAUUUUUUAAUUUUUUUUCGAUCUUAGUAACAGAAUACGGUAUACGUAAAAUGUCCGAGAACAUUUUGAAUAUGGUAAAUAACGCAAUUAUGGUAAAAUUAUUAGUAUUGAAUUUGGGCGUGUACCGACGGCCCAGUGAAAUUGAAAGUGACGCUAACCGGGGGCCAAAAUGCAUCUGUAUAAAAAGGAGGCAAAAAUUAUACUGCGACAGAUUAAGAGCAACCUUCACUUAAACACCUCAAACAGUACUUAUUCAACAAUGGCAUACAAAUUCGUAGUACUCGCCGCUUGUUUAGUAGCCGUGCGUGCCGGUUUAGCUCCAGCCACUAUCGCCGCUCCAGCUAUCGCGUAUUCCUCCGCUCCUGCAGUUUCUUCCAUUUCCUACUCCUCGCCCAUUGUCUCCUACGGAACCCCAAUCGCCGCCCAAACUCCGACCAUCACAAGUCAAUCUCAAAACAUCCUGCGCAGCUUCGGCAACCUCGGCCAAAUUUCCACCUACUCUAAGACACUCGACACUCCUUUCUCCAGUGUACGUAAGACUGACGUGCGCGUGUCCAACCCUGGACUAAGGUACACCUCUUCACCAGUGAUCGCAGCUCCAGCAUUCCAGGCCGCGUAUGCGGCUCCAGCCGUUGCUCCUGCAGCAGUUACUUACUCAGCUGCUCCAGCCGUCUCUCACGUUUCUUACCAGGGAAUUGCAGGCUCAUACGUUUUCUAAAUCAGGCAUUUUUAUGACUCUUUUAUUUAUUAAUAAAUAAAAUUACUAAUGUAAAUAAUGUCAGAAUUUUAAUAAAUGUCAUCAUUAUUA